AUGCCUCGAAGGACAGCUUCAUCGUCCGUCCCGGCCGUUGCAGCUGGCGACGAUGCCCAGGUCCAGCAACGGGCUGGGUCUCUGACGAAACUCCUGACCGACCACGACUUUGCCGACUCGUUCCAUGGCGAGACCUCAUCCAAGUUCGGUCGCAGGAUGGCCAGCGCGCCACAUGCCGAUGCAGAGGGCGAUGCCGACAUGGGCGGCGACGACGGCCGCAACGGCAGCCUCAGUGCGGGCGCCGCUGCAAACGGGCUGGCUAAUGGCACUGCUGGGUCCCGCCUGCCACGUCGCGGCAGCUUUGACUUCGAGGCCUCGCCCGUCGACAUCAACGAGCUCAUGCUGCGCCAGCUCAAGGAGGAUCGCGACGGCCUGCGCUACGAUGUUGAGUGGACUCGCCACCAGGUUGAGCUUGCUGACAUCACGCCCGCCGAGUCACGCACCUACCAGCUGCGCCUGCUGGACCUCGGCCACCAGCUGCGCCAGAUCAACCACCGCAUCCACAUGCGAGAGGCCGAGAUGCACAACUACCGCUUCGGCCCUGCUCCAGCCGCGUACAACCAGCCAAUGUAUGCCCCCAACCCUGCCCAGCAGGCCUUCUUCAUGAGUGCCGAGCCUCCCCAGGAGCGCCGUGGCCCAGGCCGCCCCCUCGGAUCUAAGAACCGCGCGCGCGACUCUCUGGGUGGUUCCUCUUCCACCCCCGGCUCCCAGGGCCCCCCGAUCAGCGCUCAGAAGGCUGCUGCUCUGGCGAGCGCCGGGGCUAAGCGCAUCCUGCCCAACGAGAUCACCGUGGCGACGCCUAGUGGCGACAAGAGCGACUCGGCCCCGCUGGCAAAGCGCCCUCGGGUUGAGGUCGGCUCACCUCUUGGCAGCCCCGCCGACGAGGACACUAGGAUGGCAGUCGAUCCCGGCAACGUGGUUCAUAGCGGCGAUACCACUAACGAGGAUACCGCCGUGGAGAAUGGCUCUGCCGCCGGUCACGCCAACACCUCUGUCCUGGCUGCCCCGGCCCCGUCCACCCCGACCGUCCCAUCCAUCUCUGCCAGGGGCGCCAGCGCACAAUCACAGCCCAAUUCCAGCGCGGGAGCCGCCCGCACUACCCCCGGAGGCACCGCCGACGAGACCGGCCCAGGGGGCAGCGCCUACCAGCGGCUUGGCCACUGGAUGUGCACGCUGUGCACGUCCCAGAAGUACCUACAAGCACCGCCGCCCAAGCAGCCCUCCGAGCCCUCGUCCUGGCCCCUGCGAGAUGUCAGUAAGAUAGUUACGCACUAUACGCGCAUGCACAACGAGCACAACCGGAUGGAGCGCUGCAUGGAGCUCGGCACCGCCCUUCAGGCCAACCUCGGCCCCUUCCGCUACUGGAUCCAGGAGACGAAGCGCGAGAAGAUUACGCUCGAGGAGGUCCGCGAGGCCCUCGCCACCCUGAACCGGGGCGAACUGCCUGACCUCCUGCGACGCUUCUCGACCGCCGCGCGGGCUUUUCCGAGCUAG
Diaporthe batatas is the source of this 1494-nucleotide messenger RNA. RefSeq lists its product as uncharacterized. NCBI's taxonomy places the organism in Eukaryota, Fungi, Ascomycota, Sordariomycetes, Diaporthales, Diaporthaceae. The record is from RefSeq and is a predicted model, not a curated record. The transcript has 3 exons. Bases 1 to 1494 code for a protein of 497 amino acids.